Didymodactylos carnosus is the source of this 789-nucleotide messenger RNA. NCBI's taxonomy places the organism in Eukaryota, Metazoa, Rotifera, Eurotatoria, Philodinida, Philodinidae. The record is from the annotation of a GenBank genome assembly.
AUGCUACACGGUGUGAUCUGGCGUAGAAAAACGGUUUUAGUUGACUCCAAGUUACGAAUAUUUAAGGCAUGUGUGCUGCCAGUUCUCAUUUAUGGGAGUGAAGUCUGGUCCACAACUGUCGUUCAAGAAAGUCGUACCAAGACAUUCUAUAUGAAGUGUCUGAGAACAAUCUUAGGUCUAAACCUUGGAGACCGUGUUCCAAACGAGAAAAUCUUGGAUCUCUCUGGACAACCAUCGAUCGACCUACUUCUACGACGAAAUCGUUUACGUUGGUUUGGACAUGUAAAUAGAAUGGUCAACGUGCAGAAUGAGCCUAGUCUGCUCAAGAACGUCAUGUUUUCGUAUUUCCCCAAUGCCAAACGACCACCAAAUGCUGGUACACGAAAACGAUGGGAAAAGAAGAUCAUGGAAGAUCUUGAGAAGUCUGGUGUUAAGAACUGGAGGCGCGACACACUCAACAGAGACUUGUGGAGAGAUCUGAUCAAUGCACAAGUUCAAUCUAAAUCUGUUCACCCGCAACUGAAACAGCUUGUUAAGAACUACAAAGAUAAAGCGGAUGAACGAAGGGCUAUACAAACACAAAUCAGUCAAGAAAAUCCACCCAAGAAAGUCAUUGAAGUUCUAGUUAAAAAUAUGAACGGCCUGUACACGUGUCCGGAUUGCAACAGAGCCUUCAAACCACAAGGAAUUACCGGACAUGCACGAACGUGUGCAAAGAAGUGGUGUAAAAAGAACAAUAUCAUUGGUUGUAAAUGUACGACUUCAACUCAAAUUACUGUAACUUUGUGA